AUGGGACAAACUGUGACGACGCCCUCUCUCACCCUAAGCCACUGGACCAAAGUUAGGGCUAGGGCCCACAACCUUUCGGUAGAAGUAAGGAGAGGGAAAUGGCAGACGCUGUGUACCUCUGAGUGGCCUACAUUUCAGACAGGGUGGCCACCCGAGGGAUCCUUUCUGUUAGAUAAAAUCAGGCUAGUCAAAUCUAGGGUCUUUAACACAGGACCCCACGGACACCCAGACCAGAUAUCAUAUAUCUUGGUCUGGGAAGAUCUGGUUCUCUCCCCACCUCCGUGGGUCCGGCCCUUUGUUCCCUCAACAGGCAUAUCUGCAUGCGCACCAGCACGGUCGGAAGUACUGGCUCUGAAGAAAGCCCCAGACUCCGAAAAGUCAUCUGCAGUCCCCGAUCCACCAAAGGCGAUAUAUCCAGACUUGCAGUCCGACCUGCUUCUCCUCGAUCCCCCACCACCUUACCCUCCAGCCCUAGACCCCAUACCGCCUCCCGAUCCCCCAGCUCCACAGGGUCCCUCGGCGGGCACCAGGAGCCAGAGGGCUAUGUCCCCGGACUCUACCGCUAGCCUUAGAGAAUAUGGCCCCCCCGAUAACCACGGGAAUAGGCCCCUUCAAUAUUGGCCCUUUUCCUCUGCAGAUCUUUAUAACUGGAAGAUGCAUAACCCUACUUUUUCUGAAAAUCCACAGGCUCUCACUGCUCUAAUAGAGUCUCUUGUCUUCUCCCACCAACCCACCUGGGACGAUUGUCAACAGCUCCUCCAGACUCUCCUCACAACCGAGGAAAAACAACGGGUUCUCUUGGAGGCUAGAAAGAAUGUGUUAGGCGCCAAUGGGCAACCUACCCAGUUGCCUAAGGAGACUGAUGUCGGUUUUCCACUCGCCAGGCCGAAUUGGGACUUUAAUACCCCAGAAGGUAAGGAGCACCUGAAAAUGUAUCGCCAGGCUCUGGUGGCGGGUCUCCAUGGAGCGGCCAGGCGCCCCACGAAUUUGGCUAAGGUAAGAGAGGUAACUCAGGGGCCCCAGGAAUCGCCAACCGUGUUCUUAGAACGAUUAAUGGAGGCUUUUAGACGGUUCACUCCUUAUGAUCCAACCUCUGAGGAACAUAAGGCCACCGUAGCAAUGGCCUUUAUUGACCAGGCGGCCCCUGAUAUUAGAAGGAAGUUACAAAGACUGGACGGCCUACAAGGCUUCUCCCUUCAGGAUUUAGUGAAGGAGGCAGAUAAAGUAUAUAAUACGAGGGAAACAGAAGAGGAAAGGGAAGAAAGAAAGCAGAAGGAACAAGAGGCCCGCGAAUUAAGGCGGGACAAGCGGCAAGAAAAAAAUUUGAGUAAGAUACUGGCCACUGUAGUCAGAGGAGAAAAUAUUAGAGACAGAAAUAGACAGGAAGGGCGGACAGUGGAUAGAAGGCGACCAUUAGACAAGGAUCAAUGUGCUUACUGUAAAGAAAAAGGUCAUUGGGCAAGAGAAUGCCCUAAAAAGAAGAACGGGGGAAAACCAACCAGAGAAAAAAUUUUUACCCUGGAAGAGGAAGAUUAGGGAAGUCAGGGCUCGGACCCUCUCCCCGAGCCCAGGGUAACUUUAAAAGUGGAGGGGGAACCCGUCCAGUUCUUGGUGGACACAGGAGCUCAGCACUCAGUCCUCCUCCACUCAAAGGGCCCCCUCUCAACUAAAAGGUCAUGGGUCCAGGGGGCUACAGGGAAUAAGCAGUACUCAUGGACCACACGAAGGACAGUAGACCUUGGGGUGGGACAAGUAACCCACUCAUUCUUGGUCAUACCUGAGUGCCCAUACCCUCUGCUAGGCAGAGACAUACUCUCUAAGGUGGGGGCCCAGAUCCACUUCCAACCAAAAGGACCCACCAUAACUGACAACAAAGGGAGAUUACUCCAAAUUUUGACUAUGAAGCUGGAAGAUGAACAUAGGUUAUAUGAAGUCCCCUCGCCUCCACAAGUUGACAUGCAGGAUUGGAUGACCAGGUUUCCACAGGCUUCAGAAACUGCCGGUAUGGGAAUGGCAAAAUAUCGCCCCCCGCCGGUGGUAGAACUCAAAGCAACCGCCACCCCAGUGACAGUCCGCCAGUACCCUAUGAGCAAGGAAGCCCGGGAUGGCAUCCGUCCUCACAUACAAAGGUUGCUGGAACUAGGGAUCCUAGUAAGGUGCCAAUCCGCGUGGAAUACCCCUCUUUUACCAGUUAAAAAGCCAGGAACUAAUGAUUACCGGCCGGUACAAGACCUACGUGAGGUAAAUAAGCGGGUAGCAGACCUCCAUCCCACGGUACCCAACCCCUACAAUCUCUUGAGUACUCUUCCACCUCAGCACACUUGGUACACUGUUCUGGAUCUUAAAGAUGCUUUCUUCUGCUUGAGACUCUCCUCUCUCAGCCAGUCCUACUUUGCCUUCGAGUGGAAGGAUCCAGCCUCUGGAAUGUCAGGUCAACUGACCUGGACUCGCCUGCCACAAGGAUUCAAGAACUCCCCCACCAUUUUCGACGAGGCUCUCCACCAGGAUUUGGCAUCUUAUAGAGAAUCCAAUCCUCAGGUAACUCUCCUUCCAUAUGUUGAUGACCUUCUUUUAGCUGCAGAGACCCAAGAAGACUGCAUCAGGGGAACGGAGAGGCUGUUAACAGAGCUUGAGACAUUGGGAUAUCGGGCUUCAGCAAAGAAAGCACAAAUAUGUCAACGACAGGUCAGUUACCUGGGGUAUUUGUUAAAAGGAGGACAGAGAUGGCUCUCGGAAAGCAGGAAAGAUACCGUCGCCUGGAUAACGGCCCCCAAGAGUCCCAAACAUGUUAGGGAAUUUUUGGGGAUGGCCGGAUUCUGUAGGCUAUGGAUUCCAGGGUUUGCUGAAUUAGCAGCCCCUUUGUAUCCCCUGACCAAAAACGGCAUCCCUUUCGCUUGGGGUGAUAAAGAACAACGGGCCCUUGACCAAAUUAAACGAGCCCUACUAUCAGCCCCGGCUUUGGGGCUACCAGAUGUUACUAAGCCCUUCCACCUGUAUGCGGCCGAGAAUAAAGGUAUCGCAAAGGGAGUACUAACUCAGAAACUGGGCCCCUGGAAUCGCCCGGCUGCGUACCUAUCAAAGAAAUUGGAUCCUGUGGCAGCAGGAUGGCCCGCCUGCUUAAAAAUAAUCGCCGCUGUAGCCGCCUUGGUCAAAGAUGCUGACAAAUUGACUUUGGGGCAGAACUUAACAAUAACAGCCCCCCAUGCACUAGAAAGUGUGACUCGCCAACCGCCCGACAGGUGGCUAACAAAUGCCAGAAUGACUCAUUACCAGACCCUACUGUUAAAUUCAGACCGUAUUAAGUUUACAUCAGCCACAGGGCUUAACCCGGCCACCUUGCUACCCGACCCCGACCUGGAAAGCACCAUCAUCAUCCAUGAUUGUCAGGAAGUACUAGCUGCAGCCCACGGUAGCAGGCCAGACUUGAAGGAUCAGCCUCUCCCUGAUGCCAAUGUUACCUGGUUCACUGAUGGAAGCAGUUUCCUAGAAGAAGGUAAGCGUCGGGCGGGAGCAGCCGUGGUAGACGGGAAAGAGGUCAUCUGGGCAGCCGCAUUACCGCAAGGGACAUCGGCCCAGCGGGCUGAACUAAUUGCUAUGACCAGGGCAUUAGAACUAGCAGAAAACAAAAAGGUAAACAUCUACACGGACAGUAGGUACGCAUUUGCUACCGCCCACGUCCACGGGGCCAUCUACCAACAAAGAGGGUUGCUCACCUCGGCGGGCAAAGAAAUUAAAAACAAAGAAGAAAUAGUGGCCCUGCUAGCUGCCCUCAUGCUCCCCACUAAAGUCAGCAUCAUUCAUUGCCCCGGGCACCAGAAGGACAAUACCCCGGUGACAAGAGGUAAUAACAUGGCGGAUAGAGUGGCACGAGAAGUGGCGCUAGGGGAAAUUAUACUAGAACUAUCGGAUAAGAGUCCUGGGGAACCAAAUGACAGGGGAAUAACCACCCCAGCCAUAGCCAAAGGAACAUUGUCUCCUCAACAAGCAAAAUCCAUGCUACAACAGAUUCACAGAUGGACACACUUGGGAACCAAAAAGAUGGUAUCCCUACUACACAAGACAGGUUAUGAUACCCCUGGACUAACCAAAUUAGCUGAACAGAUUGCACGGGAGUGCAUUCCAUGCCAACAGGUAAACUCCCAUAAAGGAAAACUUGAGAGCGGAAAAUGGCUCAGAGGAGACCGCCCAGGAGCCUAUUGGGAGGUCGACUUCACUGAAAUACGCCCUGGAAGGUAUGGUAACAGGUAUCUCCUAGUUUUUAUAGAUACCUUCUCAGGAUGGAUAGAAGCUUUCCCAACGAAAAAGGAGACAGCUACUGUGGUGGCCAAAAAGAUCUUAGAAGAAAUUUUCCCCCGGUUCGGGGCACCCAAGGUAAUAGGGUCCGAUAAUGGUCCCGCCUUCGUCGCCCAGGUAAGUCAGGGUGUGGCCAAACACCUGGGGACUGAUUGGAAAUUACAUUGUGCCUAUAGACCCCAGAGUUCAGGACAGGUAGAAAGAAUGAAUAGAACUCUAAAAGAGACCCUAACUAAAUUGUCCAUAGAGACUGGCGGUACAGAUUGGACGGUGCUCCUUCCCUUAGCCCUGUUCCGGGCUAGAAAUACCCCCUCCCGCUAUCAUCUCACUCCAUUUGAAAUACUAUACGGGGCCCCACCUCCCCUUCUCACGCUAGGAAAAGGAAUAAAUCCUGACUGCCAGAAUAACACUGACUUAUAUGCUAGGCUAUUGGGACUCCAGUUGGUCCAAAAGGAGGUGUGGUCCCAGCUGGCAGAGGCUUACCGACCGGGAACACCAGCAGAGGCUCACCCCUUCCAAGUUGGAGAUUCCGUGUACGUCCGUCAGCACCGAACCCAGACGCUAGAGCCUCGGUGGAAAGGACCAUACAUCGUCCUGCUCACCACCCCCACGGCUAUAAAGGUAGACGGCAUCGCUGCUUGGAUUCACGCCUCACACGUAAAAGCUGCGCCAGCGUCUGCAUCAUUGGAAUGGCGGGCCCAGAAGACCAGCAGCCCGCUCAAGCUCAAGCUCCUAUGCAUUUUUUCUGUAUUCCCCUACAUCCAGACUUUCAAUACCUUUUUGCCUUUGAAUUGGAUGGAUGCUGACACCCUGGAGGCUACCCAGUACACCUGGACAGUGCUCCCGCAGCGUUUUCAGGACAUCCCCCAUCUUUUUGGAAACAUGUUAGCAAGAGAACUGAGCCUUGAGAAGGGAACUCUGUUACAAUAUGUUGAUGACUUAUUGAUAAGUAGUGAGACCAAACAAGAUUCAGAUCAAAAUACUGUAUGCCAAACCCUGAACCCGGCAACUCUGUUUCCAGUGGUCGAGAGUGGAGACUCAGUGCAUCCGUGUAUUGAGACCAUAGAACAAACUUACUCCAGCAGGUCUUAUCUUCUAGAUGAGCCUCUUGACAGCCCUGAGGUCGAAUGGUUUACUGAUGGGAGAAGCUUGGUAGAAAUGGGAACCCAAAAGGCGGGGUAUGCCAUAGUCAGUCUAGAUGAAGUUAUAGAAGCCAAGGCCCUGCCACCCCAGAUGUCAGCCCAGAAGGAUGAACUAAUUGCAUAA
Molecule: messenger RNA, 5559 nt
Organism: Kogia breviceps (pygmy sperm whale)
Lineage: Eukaryota; Metazoa; Chordata; Mammalia; Artiodactyla; Physeteridae
Source: RefSeq, a predicted model, not a curated record